AUGAUCUUAAUGAAUUUGUUUCCAAAGUGGGUGGAUUAUUCCAUUGCAUUCAUUCUAUUGAGUUGUUUUUCCGUGGUGUUAUAUUUCCGAAUAUUCAAGAAAUUAUCGUUGUUUGCAUUGAUUCUUCAAUUCUUAUUUCAAAUUAUUUACUUGUUGGAAUAUUAUAAUAUAAUUAAAUUAAAUACAAGUUUAGAAGGCUUAGAUGAAGACUCCCAAGAUUAUAUCCGAAGGAAGGCCCUUCAAGGGCUUUCAAAACGAGAAUUGGCAGUCGUACGAUGGAUGGAACUUUUGAACGGCAAACCAGAGCCUCAUCCCGAUAUUGAUGAUUAUUUUGUCGAUAAAACAAAGAGUAGAGAGGCAAUAGUGGCCGACAUUACAAAUUUAAGACAUACAAGUCCUGAAUCUCCUCAUGUGUUGUUAGCUGGACCUUACUAUAACCCAACUGAGAAGAUUGAUUUCCGAAAGGAAUCCGUUCCAGAAGAUACAUUACCAAGACUUGAAAGUUUAUACUUUGAUUUUGGCUCAAAAGCAAGAAGAAGAAGAACGGAUCACAAACGACGAGUUUGUCUUUUACAUUUCCAUGGAGGAUGUUACCUUUUAGGAUCUGCACGUGCAUGCCAGGUUCAUGAGUUAAUGUGUGCCAAGCAUGGCUAUCAUUUACUGGGUGUGGAAUAUACCAUGUAUCCCUUUCGUCCCAUUGAGGAUGCUGUUGAAGAAGCAUUCGACGCUUUUAAGUGGUUAGUCCAUGAAAAGCACAUGGAGGAAAUUUAUCUGAUUGGAGAAUCGUCUGGAGCACAUUUGGGUCUUCUACUUGCAGAAAAGAUUUCACGAAUAGUCGUGGACGACAUGAAGGAUGAAACAAACAAGCUCUAUCGUUCUGCUCUGAAAGGAGCUAUACUAUUGUCUCCUUGGAUGAAUUUAACGAUGAGAGAAACAGAGGGAAUUAAUGACAUUGAUCAUCAAGAUAGAUCUCUGACCAAUCGAAUAAUCAGAAUGUGGAAGAAUAAUGGAGUACCAUGUGGAUUCAAUGAACGACAAAGAGCCAAAUCCUUAUCACCUUGCUUUUGGCCACUUGAAACAAUUCAAGCUUUGAAAGAAGUGCUUCCAAAAGGAAUCUUCAUUUCAUACAGCGAGAGAGAACGCUUUGCUGAUGAAAUUGAAAUGUUUAUUGAAAAAUUGAAACAUUGUGACUUCAAGUCUGUCACGAUUCAAGUUGAGAAGAUACCUUUUCAUGCUUUUCACAUGCUUCGUGACUUGUUACCAGAGCAUUAUAAGAGAGCAGAGAAUGGUAUUGUCAAUCUCAUCGAACACUGA
Molecule: messenger RNA, 1314 nt
Organism: Naegleria fowleri
Lineage: Eukaryota; Heterolobosea; Eutetramitea; Acrasida; Naegleriidae
Exons: 1
Coding region: 1-1314 (437 amino acids)
Molecular function (GO): hydrolase activity
Source: RefSeq, a predicted model, not a curated record